UUUGCAACUUAGAAAGUUUUGUGUGCAACAUGGCAGAAAUAUCACUCCAAACAACUACGUCAAGCUGUCCUCCAUUGUAUGUUGGUCAAAGCUGCCUGCCUGCCUCAGUUCAAUUCCACCACCACUUUAUGUUGCUUUUGUUUGUUCCUAAAUGUUCUCUGGAAAAUGUCAGCGUCUUGUCCAAGUCUGCAAACCAGCAACACUCUGGCAUUUAGAUUCUUGCUACUUUUAGCAGCCAUUUCCUGACUGAUUUACUUCAAAUUCCACCUGAAUCGGUCUGCCGUGGUCUUUCCUCUGCUUCGUCUCUGUCUGCAUUUUAGAUGCGAUGGUGAUGAUGAUGUCAGGGCAUGACAUCAUCAUUACCAUCGCAGAGUAUGUGAUGAUGUCAGGGCAUGACAUCAUCAUUACCAUCGCAGAGUAUGUGAUGAUGUCAUGUCAUGACAUCAUCACAUACUCUGAUGAUGUCAGGACAUGACAUCAUUCAACAUCAAAACACAACAUUUAGAACAUUUAGACAGACUAUGAUGUCAUAUUUUGUCAUUAGAGAAAAUAUGACAUAGCUUCUAAGUGUACAUAUAGGACCCUCUCACAGAGUCUUUGCAGGAAAGAAUAAGAAUCAAGGCUCGGAAAAAACGUUUAUAGCAUUCAGGAAAAGGGCUUUUUUUUAAAUUGCAACAAGUCCAACUGUGAAAAUGUCUCUUAAAGAAUUAAACAGAGUUACAGAACAAAUGAUUCAGCAGAAUGCAACUUUGAGAAGUCACAUUGACAUUCUCAGUAAAAAUCUUUCCAACAUAAAGCACCUGGAAACAUCACACAAACACUUUAAGAAUGAACGGAAAGCUGCUUUCAGGGAGAACAAGGAAUUAAUUCAAACUUUAGAGUCUCUGAACAAAGAAGCUCAGAAACAACUGAAGGUUCAGGAGAAAUGUGCGGAAGAAAAACAAAAGAUUGAAGAUUUCUCUGAAAGAAACAACUCUAUUAAGGAGCAAAUUAAAACUCUGAAAUUGAAACUUUGGCCGAAAGAAGAACUGAAAUUGGAAAAGGAGAGAGUGAAAUCUCAACGAAAAAAUGUGGAAAAGAAAUAUGCGGUUCUUCAGGCUGAACUGCAAAAAUAUCAAAAGAAAGCAGCUCGACAAUCACUUCUGGAAGUAGAUUACAGACUAGAGUUGAAGGAGUCCCAUCUUUUACAGCAUAAAACUGAAGCUCUGAAAAGUGAACUUCGGCAGCUGCAAACAGAGCAAGAGGAACAAGAGGAGAUGAGACAAAGCUAUCCCAGAAUGUGUGUAGAAAAAGUCAGAUUACAAAAAUUGAACACAAAGUUGGAAAUGGAGAUUUCAGAGAUGAAAAAGAGCCAAAAGACUCCUGAGGAACUGUCUGCUCAGUACUUCCAACUGAGAGAGGAGAGGGAUUUACUUAGAGUGGAAGCAGAAAACCUCUUGGAGACCAGAAAAAAAUCCGAGAUCAUGCUGAAAGAUGUCAAAAAAUUGGAAUCUGAAUGUGAUCAAAUGCAGGCUGAGAAUGAGAAAACCAUCCAAACUAACCUGGAACUCUCCCUGGAAGUUGCCGAGCUGCAAAGAGACUUGGACAUUCAACGAAAGGAUAUACACAAGAAAAGACAAAACUAUCAAAGUCUGGUGGACAAAAGGGGCAGUUUACAGAACUUCACCAAGAUACUGGAAUCAGAGAUUCAAACCAAAAAGGAAGAAUUGUCCAAAACAUCUGUCCGAUCGUGUAGGCAGAAACACGAAGACGGAACUUUAAUGGAAGACUCUGAGGGAAACUCAGAUGAUGAGCUGGAACUCAGUGAAACACUUUUCUCUGGCGACUCUGAAUCUGAUGAAAAUUCUCCAAUGUCUGAGGAAGAUGAUGAGGACUUCUCAGACGAUGAAGAAAAUGGUCUAAAGAAGGAAAGACCGUUUCUACUGAAGAUGUCCAGUCUGAAGAUUUCAGGGUUGAAUCAUAAAAAACUGGGGGUGAUUUUAAAGGGACACCAGAGACUGUUCAGGAAGGGUCCAGACUGAGCUUUGUGAUCUGACUUUUAGCAAAAAUGUAGGAAGUUUGUUUUUUUAUAAGGAAAUUAUUUCAUGCUACUUCUGUCUUUACUCAUUUGAAUAGAUCUUUUUCAUUCACUUCACUGAUUUAUAUCUGAUUAUUAAGGCUUAUUUAUUUCUUUAUUUACUUUUAUCUUGGAUCUUAUUAAUGAUUAAUUUUAUGCAUUACUAUGUUGUGUGUGUGUUGGGGGGUUUAGGCUAUGUAUAUGUUUAAUAUAUAUAUGUUUUCUUAAUU
Messenger RNA from Oryzias latipes (Japanese medaka), 2286 nucleotides. Lineage: Eukaryota; Metazoa; Chordata; Actinopteri; Beloniformes; Adrianichthyidae. The record is from RefSeq and is a predicted model, not a curated record.